Gongylonema pulchrum is the source of this 564-nucleotide messenger RNA. The record is from the annotation of a GenBank genome assembly. NCBI's taxonomy places the organism in Eukaryota, Metazoa, Nematoda, Chromadorea, Rhabditida, Gongylonematidae.
AUGCAUAUUUCUAACGUAGGCGUUGUGGUAUGUGGUGUUUUAACGGAGGGAUUGCUUAGUGAGAAGGAUGAUGUACAAAUUGGGCCAUUCAAAGACGGCUCAUAUCAUGCCAGCUCUGUUCGAAGCAUACGCAGAAACAAGCAGCCAGUGCGCUCCAUACGUCCCGGUGAAGCAGCUUCUGUGGCACUGGUACUUGAUAAAAAAAGUGAAGAAUCUAUACGACGCGGGAUGGUGUUAUUGGAUGCGAAAGAGGCAGGGACAGCAUGCUGGCGAUUCGCUGCUCGGCUUUGUUUGUUGUGUCAUCCUGCGAGUGAACUGGGCGUCAACUUCCAAGGGACAGUUUAUAUCGGUUCGGUAUGUCAGACGGUGCAAGUAGUGGAUUUGGAUGAGCAACCGGAAGUGCCAUGCCGCUGGGUUACUGUUCAGUUCAGAUUCCUUAUCUCUCCGGAGUAUGUACGCACUGGGACGCCACUGAUUUUUCGCCAAAGCAAAACAAAAGGUAUUGGCGAAGUAAUGCAAAUAUUCACUACUGAUCUCAAAACUCAGGAAGUUGACGUUGUUUGA